UCGCGCCUCCAAGAGGCGGGACUUGUUCAGUCAGACCAAUGAGAGCCAGAAGCGCUUGGGCAGGAGUUAGGCGAUUAGGCUGGUGCAUGGCGGAUAAGGUGCUGUUCGAGUUUUUGCACACCGAGAUGGUGGCGGAGCUGUGGGCUCCGCACCCCGACCCAGGCCCUGGGGGACAGAAGAGGAGCCUGUCCAUCCUAGAGAGCAUAGGCUUCCGAGUGGGCCAGGCACUGGGUGAGAGACUGCCCCAGGAGACUCUGGGCUUCAGGGAGGAGCUGGAUGUCCUCAAGUUCCUCUGCAAGGACCUGUGGGUGGCCGUGUUCCACAAGCAGAUGGACAGCCUCCGCACAAAUCACCAGGGGACCUACGUCCUGCAGGACAACAGCUUUCCCCUGCUCGUCCCCAUGGCCUCAGGCUUGCAGUAUGUGGAGGAGGCGCCCAAGUGCUCUGUGUCCCCUGCUCCAGUUCCUGGCCUUCACCUGCGGCCUUCUGUGCGGCACCCUCAGUACCCUCGGCUUCCAGAGCUUGGUCACCACCUCUGUGACAUCCCUGCCUGCCUGUAAGUUUCAGGUGGUGAUCCGGAAACCCUGAGAGCCUGGGGCCCAGCCUUGAAGCAGCCCUGGUCUCCCUCCUGCCCCAGGAAAGGCUGUCACCUUGCACAGAGCCCAAGGCUGCUGCCUUUGGGGUAGUGUUGGGACUGGUGCUGCUGGGGUCACCCCUGCCCAAGGAGAGGGUAUCCCAGCGAGGUGGGGGGCAUGGGGUCAGGUGGUCCCACAGUGGGGAUUGGAAUGGAGGAAUGUGGGUCAUGUCACUCCGAGUGAUAAGCCCUCAAUAAACAUUUUCUGAAUGGA
Messenger RNA from Cavia porcellus (domestic guinea pig), 848 nucleotides. It is a transcript of the gene Trappc6a, whose product is annotated as trafficking protein particle complex subunit 6A. The record is from RefSeq and is a predicted model, not a curated record. Lineage: Eukaryota; Metazoa; Chordata; Mammalia; Rodentia; Caviidae. Gene Ontology annotation, cellular component: TRAPP complex; trans-Golgi network; cis-Golgi network. The transcript has 6 exons. The coding region runs from base 39 to 560 and encodes 173 amino acids. Gene Ontology annotation, biological process: endoplasmic reticulum to Golgi vesicle-mediated transport; regulation of GTPase activity.